This is a messenger RNA of Labeo rohita (rohu), 2184 nucleotides long. RefSeq names its product nuclear factor 7, ovary. The transcript has 6 exons. The record is from RefSeq and is a predicted model, not a curated record. Lineage: Eukaryota; Metazoa; Chordata; Actinopteri; Cypriniformes; Cyprinidae. Gene Ontology annotation, molecular function: protein binding; zinc ion binding. Bases 804 to 2174 code for a protein of 456 amino acids.
AACUUUGAUCAUGUAAUUCAUGAAAAUUUGUUACACGUUUUAGAGGCAUUAAUAAAAUACAACUAUUGCAGAAUUAUAUCUGUUUUAUAAAUCUAAAACCUUUUUUUUUUAGGAAAAAAAUGUGCAUGUACCAUGGUGUAUUGUCUGCCUGUCAACUUGAAUUCUUCAUUAAAAAAAAAAAAAAAUGAAAUUGUGUCUAAACAUUACAUUCAACUUAGCUAAAAUAGAAGAACUCACCCAGCCAUAAUUUUGUCCUUUUUUGUCACAAAUGAAAUGCUGAUAGUUAAUAAGUCUCAUCUCAUCUCUGAUAAUCUCAUAUCUGAACUAUAAUUAAAGGGAAAAAAAGCACUGCAGCAUCAUCUUUAGUGGUUAUGAACUAUUUUGUGUGUUUAUUUCAGUUGACAUGCAGGAUGAUGCAGAGCAGAUGACAAAUCAGAAACUGAUGUUAUUUGUCUGUUUUUUCAAGGUUUUCUAGCAUCAAACUUUAAAGUUAAUUUUGAAGCCAUUUUGCUCACAUUAACCUGAAGAAAUCCUGAUAGUGUCUUCAGACACACACAUGACCAGAAGCUCCGCCCUCACCAGGAAGAGUCUGAUUCAUUUCUCUCUUCUGUCAGACUGGCUCUCGAUGACAAAAGCUGACAAAAGCUAACAAAAGUGAACAAGACUUUGAUGAAUGUGUCUGUGAUGAAUGAACAUUUUUUCAAGAAGCAUUUUUGAGCAGCUUCUUUGUGAUUCUUGUGAUUUAUUUUUGAAAGCAUCAUUCAGAAAGUGAAAGUGAAGCUGAUAUUGCUGUAGCACAAACAAUGGCUUCAUCAGCUGAAUAUGAUUAUAAUUGUCCUGUAUGUCAUGAAAUCUUCAAGACUCCUGUUAUUUUAUCAUGUAGUCACAGUUUCUGUAAAGAAUGUCUUCAACAGUUCUGGAGAACCAAGCAAACUCAGGAGUGUCCUGUCUGCAGGAGAACUUCAAGACAUCAGCCGCCAGUUAAUCUUGCUUUAAAAAAUUUGUGUGAGUCGUUCCUGAAGAAGAGCAAUGAGAGACGUGCAUCUGAGGAGAUCUGCAGUUUACACAGUGAGAAACUCAAACUCUUCUGUCUACAUGACAAACAGCCGGUGUGUUUAGUGUGUAGAGAUUCACAGCAGCAUGACAAUCACAAAUUCAGACCCAUCAGUGAAAUGGUUUCAUCACAUAAGGCAGAGCUCAAUACAGCACUGAAGUCCUUACAGGAGAAACUUCAAAACAAAGAAAACAUUAAAGGAGAGUUUGAGAAAAUGCUUCAACACAUCAACUCUCAAGCUGAGCACACAGAGCGUCACAUUAAACAGCAGUUUGAGAAGCUUCAUCAGUUUCUCAGAGAUGAAGAAGAAGCUACAGUCACUGCACUGAGGGAGGAAGAGGAGCAGAAGAAGCAGAUGAUGAAGGAGAAGCUGGAGGAGAUCAACAGACACAUCUCAGCUCUUUCAGACACAAUCAAAGACAUGGAGGAGAUGAUGAAAGCCAGUGAUGUCUGCUUUCUAAAGGAGUUUCCAGUCUCAAUGGAAAGAGUCCAGAUCUCACAGCCGGAUCCACAAACACCUUCUGGAGCUUUGAUUCAUGUGCCACGUUACUUGGGCAACCUGCCGUUCAGAGUCUGGAAGAAGAUGCAGGACGUCGUCCACAACACUCCUGUGAUUCUGGAUCCAAACACUGCAAAUCCACAUCUUGUCCCAUCUGAUGAUCUGACCAGUGUGAAAUGGAACUGGAUCAAUCAACCUGUUCCUGAUAAUCCAGAGAGAUUUGACUGGUAUCCCUGUGUUCUGGGUUCAGAGGGUUUUAACUCAGGAACACACUGCUGGGAUGUGGAGGUUAAAGAGAGUUCAGACUGGAUUCUUGGAGUAACUACAGCGUCAAACCCAAGGAAAGGACGUGAUUUCUAUAAGACUGGUGUCUGGAGUGCGUGGUACGAUCAGUACAGCUUGUCUGAGCAGCCUGUCUUUGGCUUUCGUGUUAAACAGCAGCUUGCUCGUGUGAGAGUGAAUCUGGACUAUGACAGAGGAACAGUGUCAUUCUCUGAUCCUGUAACUAACACACAUCUACACACAUUCACAACCACCUUCACUGACACACUCUUUCCAUUCUUCUGUUGUUAUACUAUUUUCACACUGAGGAUCUUACCGUUCAGUCUUACAGACUUCUAAUAGCUGCAAU